Effrenium voratum is the source of this 1245-nucleotide messenger RNA. NCBI's taxonomy places the organism in Eukaryota, Dinophyceae, Suessiales, Symbiodiniaceae. The record is from the annotation of a GenBank genome assembly.
AUGGCGACUCUCGGCUUCCUGCUUGUGCUGGCCGCUGCCAGCGAUGAUGUGGAGGCUGAGCUGGAGUCCCCCAAGCUCAGCUGCUUCCGGCGAGGUUGGGGCUAUGAGGACUCUUGGCACAAGGACCUCAACGGCGGCUUUGUGGCCAAUGCAGAGACCUGCCAGGAAACCUGCGAUCACAUGUGGUUCUGUGACGUCUUCACCUAUUACGAGGACACGAAAAAGUGCUUCCUCCAAGGCAACCAAGCCAUUGAGAUGGUGAAGACAACAGCCAUCAGCGGCCCCAAGACGUGCUCAGCCACCUCCUUGUCCGAAGCUCUGAAGAUGGUGAAGCACGCGGGCUGGUCUGCGGCCAAGGGCGCGCAGGCAGAGGCUAUGAACCUGCAGCAGAUCAAGAUCGCAGGGGUGCAGGCGGUGCAGCAGAAUGGCGUGAAGCUGGGCUUGUCCAACACGCAGAAGGCGCAAGUCACUGCGGGGGUCGUCGGCAUGAUCGCAGCAGUGAAAGCGGCGGGAGAUGGCAACAGUGUGACUCCGCAGCUUGCUGCGGCCUCCUUGUCGGCUGCAGAGUUUGCAGCGGUGAACCACACACUGCCCUAUCAGGCGCAGCAGGCCAUGUACGCAGCGGGCUCCGUCGCCGGGGACUUCUCCCUCGCGAGGGAGGAGACCGUCCAGGACCGCUGCGACUACGCGGUGCGCAUGGCCUUGGACGCCGCGGACACGGUGAAGGGCAACGGUCUCACCCAGGAGCAGCAGCUGAUCAUCGCCGCGCAAGAGGGGGCCUUAGUGGUGGCGGAAGCCGGCGGCACCAAGAAGGAGACGUACACUGCGGUGGGCACAGCUCUGCACAAAGUUGCGGAGCUCUACGACCAUCCCGAGGACAUCCAGGCGGAGUGGCAGGCUGUCGGGGAAGCUGCGGCGCUGGAUUGGUGGGAGGAGAGUUUCACCAAGGACGUGGUGGAUUCACGUCUAGACUUCAAGGCGAUUCUUCAGAUCGCGACAGAUGCCGCCCACGACGCGGAAGCGAACGGUGCUGGUCUCAACGACGAGAUCCUGGCGGCGGCCCAGGCGGCGCAGGUGGCCUCGGCCGAGCGAGGCUACGAGACGCGAGAGCAGGCGCGCGCAAGGCAAGACUUCAAAGAAAAAGAGCAAGCACGCGAGCCCGGGCACCCAGACGGCUCAGCAUCGCCGAAAUUCCUGGGUGGGGGUUGGCAAUAUGACAAGGACCCCAGCGUUGCCGGCCAGUAA